Scophthalmus maximus (turbot) is the source of this 3432-nucleotide messenger RNA. RefSeq lists its product as uncharacterized. Gene Ontology annotation, biological process: immune response-regulating cell surface receptor signaling pathway. Gene Ontology annotation, molecular function: signaling receptor activity. Gene Ontology annotation, cellular component: plasma membrane. NCBI's taxonomy places the organism in Eukaryota, Metazoa, Chordata, Actinopteri, Pleuronectiformes, Scophthalmidae. Bases 296 to 1129 code for a protein of 277 amino acids. The transcript is spliced from 6 exons. The record is from RefSeq and is a predicted model, not a curated record.
CGCACAUCCUCUGCAUAGUUCUGUGAGAAUCAGAGGUGAGGAAACGUGCAAUCAUGCAGUGGAUGUGAAUAUACUGGGAGCAGAAUCAUUGCUGUGUAGUUUUCUCGAACUGCGCAGGCCCAUGUUGGACAUUGUUCACUCGACGUUCAGCUGCAUGCCUGCAGCACUCUGGCAGACUUUUGUUGAUGACUUCGUCUGAGGGAGCCACGCAUAUUUGUCCAGAUUGGAUAAGGGAAGCAAGCAAGCGUCUUAUUAUUUUAUAAAAGGCUCGUCUCACCCGUGUCGAGUUGAUGUGAUGGUCCGGAGAGGCACGACUCUGAAAAUAGCUCCACACCAGCCUCUGAGCGUGGGCUGCCCGGUCAGACACUGUGGAACAUGGCUGAGCGUCACCUGGUGCAAAAUACUCGACCGAAACCGCUGCGAACGGAUGAAAAGUACAGAGAAUGUGGAAAUAAGACAGAAAGACGGCCGGGCUAAGGAUGAACUGAUCUCAUACUUAACUUUCAAACGGAUUUCUGCUCAUGACGAUGGCCUGUACAAGUGUUAUUUAGAAGCGUAUGAAUACGAGUCGAUCAGUCAUACCAUCAACAUCUCAGUGUCAGACAUACACCAGGGGGUCGAAUCAACUGACAAUAGUGAAGAAGUUGUGUCCCUGAGCACUGCUGGUGAUGAGGCUGGGUCCUGGCUCCCCUACGUCUAUAUCUGUGGUGGCAUAGCUCUACUGGUCUUCUCCAUCACAGCGUUGACUCACCUGCAUUUUCACGGCUGUAAACAAAUGCUGACCCACAAGCCAACAAAGGGACAGGAAACAUCCGCCCACAUGCUACCUGCCCUCCCCAAGUGGGGUGCUCCUUCCGCUCCCGUCGAGCAAGCCCACUUCGUCCGGAAGGCCCCCCCCUCUCCGAGGCCUGCAGGGUCGCCACCUUGCCCGAUCGCCGGUGGGAAGCAGCCUUUGGCAGGACGCACCGCAGAGGAAAGGCAAGCGUCUCCCUAUGCCGUGUACGCAGUCAUCAACCAUGCACAGACGGGGAUUCCCGCCAGAAAACAUCACGCUGCCACUGGACAAGACAAACCCCCAGGAGACGCCAGUGCCAAGUACACGGUGGUUAAACGGCCCGCCCCCCUGUAGAGGAGUCGGAUGGAGGAGGCUACAGGCAAAGCAUCAGAUCUAUUUGUUCUCUCAAUGUCACAUUUCUUACAGCUGAUACUUCUUUAUAUUCCUAAUGUCUUGUUAUGAUUUUGUUAAACCCCCCCAUUAACUUAAUUUAUACGACCUGUAUAAAUGCUUUUUUAAAAUUUGACUUAUUUGACUGUGUUGGCUGACGUUCUGGCAGGCGGUUCGCUUUGGUGGUCUGUGACAAGUGCAAGUAUUUUGUUCUUUGAAAGGCAGCAGAUGUGGUGCCUUUGAUAGUUAUUUUUGCACUUUCCAUGUGUUAUGACAUGACAAUUUUGCAGAAAGUAUAAUUUGGCCCGGCUCAUCAUGUAGUUCUCGCGAGAGAGAGAUGUCACAAUUGCCACAUAUCAUAACAUAUUCACAAGUCCGACGUUUCACGUCGCACGGAUUUUCUGUCCCGCACCGACCUCAGUGUUUUUCACUGCUGCCAGUGGAAAUGUUGCACCUGGUUUAGUUUACAUGUGCAGGAAGUUGAAUGGCACAUCAAAGGUUAUUGGGACAUAAUUCUUUUUGUGGCGGCAGAUGCCGUUAACCACCAGUUCACAUUCGAGUGUAAGACCACCGAUUUCCUAUGUAAAGUCACCAGAAGUCGACAACAAAACCAAUUUUUUUAGGACGAUAUGUUCCCACAGUAUAGGCUGUACUCUUUUGAGCUUGUAAGCCCCUAAAACAAAUAUCAUAUCUACCCACAACGCUUAUAAGCGGCAGAAAAAUCUGAACAUCUUCAGAAUUUCACUAGAAAAAUGGCAAAUUUAUUGAAAUGUUACACAAGUGACAUUGGGAACCACAGCCACAGCUAGUGGUGACAUAGCAGACUACAGUAAGUUAUCGUCGACAAACAUAUUUCAUAUGUAAGCUGUGGUGACUGGUAUAGCCCGCACACAAGUCCCCCCCUCUCUGUUUCUCUCACACACAUCACUAGUUGUGUUUUCUUCUCUCUCUCUCUCUCUCGUGGACAAAGCUCCAGUUGAGACGGCAGAGAGAUGGAGGGUGCGCAGGCAGUGUCUGAGACAGAUCGAGAUAUGAUCAAGUUAUCAGACCUUCGGUCUGUCAGUUCGUCAUUGACAUUCAAAUUGACAAAAGAAGAGAUUUAUUAUUUUCUCAAUGCAAAUUGAGAGUUCAUUUACAUUAAAUAGCCUCUGGUGUGGUUAACUUUUAUAUUAUAUUUUAGGAAUGUAGUGUCUUUUUGAUCCAGGCAGGGUUUUAUGGCUGGAGACUUUCAAAUUUACUACACUUUUUUUUUUAACAAUUGCACAGAAAACCAUCAAACCUCAACUAACUUACUUAAGACACCAAACUUUUUUUUAAAAGGCCAUUCACUCAUGGUUUCAACAUCACAAAAAGCUUAAUAAUUCAUCCAGCUGGAUGCAAAAAUAAUGCAAAAUGUUACUCAAACAGCAGUAGGAUAAAUCGUUCAUCUGGGGGCUAUGUGUCAGCCGUGGAUUAACAGACGUUUGAGUGAGCCAUAGCAAGCAGGAUGGUGUAUAUUUUAUUCUUUGAGGGCCAGGAAAAAGACAGAGACACAAAGAGGGGAAUAUUUUAAGGACCAUUAACCAUCAAGCCUCAACACUUCACCGAAGCCCGGUCAGGCCCGACUCGGGAAAAAGUUUCAGCUUUUCAAACUUUCUUAGCAUUUAACACGCGUGGACUCGCUCACAACUCCUAACUCCCUCUCUCCGGAUCUUAAGCCACAUACUUAAAGAGGUGUAAGUGUGUGUGUGGCAUCAGUCCACAUCCCAACAUCUUAAAACCCUUAAGACCAGCUCAGCAGUAGUCUUCUUCUCUGCUGUCUCAAAUCAGGUCCAGCUGUAACGCAAUAUUUAUCUAACAGAUAUAAUCUGACAGUUCAAAAUCCUAUGUUGUCGCAGAGCUUAUGAAUACAUAAGGGACAGAAUCGACAAGUGCAGUAAGCUCGCUUGUGUGCACAACAUGUGUGUAUUAUAUUUUGUUUUGCUCUGCAGUUGUCCAUCAUAACCCGCCUGGCUUAGGAUGAAAAAGGUCUAAAAAACCCCGGCAUCUGGCAGGCAGGUGUGGCACAUCAGAGAGGACUUUUAUGUUUUUAAAAGCUGAGCAGAAAAAGCUGAAAGGUUGGCAAGAUUUAAAAAAAAAAUGAUAAAGAGGCAGACACUUAUGUUUUAUUAUUCUUUUUGUUGCAUUUAUUAUGUCAAGUUUAAAUAGUUGGUCAUAAACACACUGUGUCAACAGUUGCUCUAUACAGGACUGGAUGCUUUUUAAUUAAAAACUAAUCUGAAACUACA